UUACCUUUUCCUCUAAACAAUCUUAAUUUUUUUUCUUCUUCUUGUUACGUUGUUGAGAAAAAGGAGACGAAGCGAAGCGGAAGCGAUCAAUCUCUCUACUUACUCUGAUUCGCCCCGGAGAGAGAAGAGCCAUGAAAACCUCUCUCCGACGCUUGCGAGGCGUGCUUCACAAACACGAAUCUAAGGAUCGGAGAGAUCUUCGAUUUCUCGUUCAGAAGGACGAGCUCGCCCAGGCUUCGCAGGAGGUUGAAGAGAUGAGAGAUUGCUAUGAUAGCUUGCUCUCUGCUGCGGCUGCUACUGCUAAUAGCGCUUAUGAAUUUUCUGAAUCUUUGCGAGAACUUGGUGCUUGUCUUCUUGAGAAAACUGCACUUAAUGAUGAUGAAGAGAGUGGUAGAGUGUUGCUUAUGCUUGGAAAAUUGCAGUUUGAACUGCAAAAACUUGUUGAUAAAUAUCGGUCUCAUAUAUUCCAAACAAUCACAGUCCCCUCAGAGUCACUUCUUAAUGAACUCCGCAUAGUUGAGGAAAUGAUGCGGCUUUGCGAUGAGAAAAGGGAUGUUUAUGAAGGCAUGCUUACAAGGCAGAAAGAGAAAGGGAGGUCCAAGGGUGGGAAAGGAGAAACUUUUUCGGCGCAGCAACUACAACAAGCUCACGAGGAAUACGAUAACGAGACAACUUUGUUUGUGUUCCGCUUAAAAUCUCUGAAACAAGGGCAAACACGUAGUCUUUUGACUCAGGCAGCACGGCACCAUGCAGCGCAGUUAUGCUUCUUCAAGAAGGCUCUUGAUUCCCUUGAAGAAGUAGAGCCACAUGUAAAGAUGGUAACCGAGUCGCAGCAUAUCGAUUACCAUUUCAGCGGAUUGGAAGAUGAUGAUGAAAACAACGACGAAGAUGAUUCUGAGGUGAAUGAUGAUGGAGAAUUGAGUUUUGAAUAUAGAGUGAAUGACAAGGACCAAAAUGCAGAUUCUUCACCUAGUGUCUCCUCACAGUUGGGUCAAUCAGACAUCACAUUUCCACUAGUUCCAGGAGUAAAAACUGGGCAGGAAAAUGUGGAAGCAAGCUACGGGAGAUCUCGUUCUUAUAGGAGAGAUGUUAGGAUAGAGAGCCAGUCAGCACCCCUUUUUCCUGAGAACCGGACAACUCCUCCUUCAGAGAAGCUUUUACGGAUGCGAUCAUCUCUGACACGAAAAUUCAGCACUUAUGCAUUGCCAACACCUGUGGAAUCAGCUAAAAGUCCCUCAUCUAUUACGCGUCUAGGUAACACCAACCACAUGACUUCAUCUAAUCCUGCAAAGGCAAUAACAAAAAACAUUUGGCAUUCAUCCCCGCUGGAAACUCGUGGACCCUCAAAGGUUUCUUCCAGACCUAUGACAGCCUUGAAAGAACAAGUUCUGAGAGAGAGUAACAAGAACACAUCUUCUCGGUUGCCUCGGCCUUCGACAGAUGGACUCUUGUACUCUCGUAUCGGGUCACUCAAGAGACGAUCCUUUUCUGGUCCAAUUACAAGUAAACCAUUGCCUAACAAGCCUCUCUCUUCAACGCCUGGUUUAUACUCGGGUCCAAUCCCAAGAAGUCCAGUCUCCAAGUUACCGAAAGUGUUGACAUCGUCUCCAACUGCUUCCCCUACAUUUGUCUCAACCCCGAAAAUAAGUGAGCUCCAUGUGCUUCCUAGACCACCACCACCACCACCAAGCAGCUCUGCUAAGUCUUCGAGGGCAUUUGGAUAUUCAGCACCUCUGGUUUCGAAGAGCCAAUUGCUUAGUAAACCUCUUAUUUCAACUCCACCAUCUCCUCUCCCAAUACCACCUGCAAUCACUCGUAGCUGCUCUAUACCUACUGGCAACCUUAGAGGAACAGAGUUAGAUAUGUCUAAGACGAGUCUGGGUGCUAAUAAGUUAAGCACUGCCUCCCCUCCUUUAACCCCAAUGUCAUUGGUCCAUCCACCUCCAUCUGCUAUUACCGAGCAUGCAGAGCACCCAACCAUGUCCAAACAAGAGAGGAGGACUUGAAGGUGUAAGUUGUUUGUAGCUCUGCCUAAAAGCUUGUAGGAGGAGGAAGACAUUCCCUCUAGUUGCAGAUAUGUAAAUAUCUCUCCUGUUUUGUUCUGACAAUGCUGAAGAAAAAAAGAAAGAGAGCCAAACAGUGACAAGGAAUUGCCAAGUAAUUUUUUUGUUUUUUAUAAUCAUUCAGUGGUUUAUAACAACAUUACGAUUAUUUAUUGGAGUCAUUUAUAACAAUGAAAAACUACGAAUUUUCAAAUAAGUAUAAUUGUUGAAUUA
Molecule: messenger RNA, 2276 nt
Organism: Raphanus sativus (radish)
Lineage: Eukaryota; Viridiplantae; Streptophyta; Magnoliopsida; Brassicales; Brassicaceae
Exons: 11
Coding region: 132-2006 (624 amino acids)
Source: RefSeq, a predicted model, not a curated record